AUGCCUUCAACUCUUGAAGUCUGCAUAGCGUUGACAGCUCUUUGGUCGACAGCCGCCUCGCGGUAUACAACUCAUGGUUCUGAUUUCCAACCUGAUCACAUACUCCGAGUGUCUGAGCAAGUUUUCCCUGUAGCUUGUGUGACCCGGCCCAGCACGUUAGUCAAUGGAACCUCACCAGGCCCAGCCAUCUACUUGAGAGAAGACCAACCCACUUGGGUGAGAGUAUGCAAUGAUCUGGAAUCGAAGAAUACUACCAUGCACUGGCAUGGUCUAAGUCAGUCCAUUGCUCCAUUCUCCGAUGGUUCGCCUCAGGCAAGCCAAUGGCCCAUCAAGCCGGGAGAAUAUUUCGACUAUGAAAUCUGGCCGAAAAUCGGCGAGGCUGGCACUCAUUUCUACCAUUCCCAUGUCGGAUUCCAAGCAGUAUCUGCAACAGGACCUCUAAUUGUCGAAGAAAAGCACGGCAAAUUGCCACCUUUUACGUACGAUGAAGAACGCAUCAUGACUGGCGACCCCUCGACAAUACUUAUGAAUGGGAAUAGUUUCCCUGGUAUGAGUGCGAAUGAGACAGAUACACCUGAGCCGUGGGUCAUGCCAGAUCCAUCCCUCGUGUCAAGCUGUGGCCCUGAAGCGAUUCAGGUUGAUCCCGACAAAACAUAUCGGAUGCGAAUCAUUGGUGGACCAGCUCUGAACCUCGUGACUUUGGGGUUCGAAGACCACCAAGAGCUUUCUGUCAUGGCUGCAGAUGGGAAAUACACCAAGCUGGCGAAAACGGAACACAUCCAGAUUGCUUCCGGCCAACGUUUCGAUUUCCUUCUCCGCACGAAGACAGAGGAUGAGCUACGACAUCUUGGAAAAAGUGCAUUUUGGAUCCAGAUGGAGUCACGCUAUCGACCUAUGAACGUCUCUUCUUACGCGCUGCUCGCGUACAACACCACCAGUGAUAUUGCCUUCAACCAGACUACAGAUUUGGUGCCUCCCGAGAAACAGCCCCUGACCCUCCCGAACAAGGUCUACGACUGGCUAGAGUAUGUUCUUGAGCCUUUGGAACCCAACGGGUUCCCAACCGCUGAUAAGGUAGACCGGACGGUGACCCUGACAUCGCUCCAGCUGAUCGCGAAGGAGGGCGUGUAUGCGGCUGUAUCAAACCACACUUGGACCGAGACCAAUCAACACAGGGGAAACACUCCAUUCUGGAAACAGGAGCACCAGGGAGGGACCCCAUAUCUGGUUGACAUCUUCAGGCGCGGGGACAAAGCAAUACCAGAUUACGAGACCACGGUGCAGAAGAAUGGGGGUUGGGAUCCCAACCUCAACGUGUACGUAGCCAAGGUUGGUGAAGUCAUCGAUAUUGUCAUGGUCAACCAGCCAAAUGGUCUGGUCAUCGGCUUCGACCUUCAUCCAUGGCAUAUUCAUGGCGGCCACAUCUAUGAUCUUGGCAGCGGGCCUGGGACGUACAAUGCGACAGCUAACGAGGAGAAGUUGAAGGGUUACAACCCGGUGAUAAGAGAUACGACCAUGCUUUACAAAUACACCCCGGGUCAGUAUUUGGGCGAGAAUAAGAAUUUUACUGACCAAGGAUGGCGGGCUUGGCGAUUACAUGUUCAGGAUCCUGGGGUGUGGAUGGUACACUGCCACACACUUCAGCAUAUGAUCAUGGGAAUGCAGACUGUGUGGAUGAUGGGGAACGCAUCAGAGAUCACACGUGGAGUAUCGCCGGGCUCUGUGGAAGGCUAUCUAAAUUACGGAGGUGAUGCAUAUGGCAAUGCUAGCUACGAUCCCUACGUGCAACAUCAUUUCGAAGACAGGUUGCAACAGAUCAUCCGAUAA
Messenger RNA from Penicillium waksmanii, 1827 nucleotides. Its product is annotated as L-ascorbate oxidase. The record is from RefSeq and is a predicted model, not a curated record. The transcript has 6 exons. NCBI's taxonomy places the organism in Eukaryota, Fungi, Ascomycota, Eurotiomycetes, Eurotiales, Aspergillaceae. Bases 1 to 1827 code for a protein of 608 amino acids. Gene Ontology annotation, molecular function: copper ion binding; oxidoreductase activity.